Molecule: messenger RNA, 1632 nt
Organism: Fonsecaea nubica
Lineage: Eukaryota; Fungi; Ascomycota; Eurotiomycetes; Chaetothyriales; Herpotrichiellaceae
Exons: 1
Coding region: 1-1632 (543 amino acids)
Molecular function (GO): flavin adenine dinucleotide binding; N,N-dimethylaniline monooxygenase activity; NADP binding
Source: RefSeq, a predicted model, not a curated record
AUGGCUAACCCCGAACCACGCUUGAUCAUCAUCGGAGGCGGUGUGGCCGCAAUUGCGCUGGGAGUGAAAUUGAAGACUCAGUUGGGCUUCAACAACUUUAUCGCCUACGAGAAAGAAGCCGGAAUCGGCGGCGUCUGGCGCACAAACACGUAUCCCGGCGUCGGCUGCGAUGUGGACUCACACCUGUACUCGUUUUCCUUCAACCUGAAUCCCAACUGGUCCCGACGAUUCGCCGAUCAGGCCGAGAUCCUCCAGUACAUGGAGGACACGGUGGACAAGUUCGACAUUCGUGACCACUUCGUGCUAAACACCAAAGUCGCAGAAGCAACAUGGAUAGAAGACGAGGCGGUAUGGGAAGUCCAACUCGUUGAUCUCGUGACGGGAUAUCGAUACACGAAAAAGGCCGAGUUCCUGGUCUCGGGCUGCGGCGUCCAGUCGUAUCCCAAACCCUGCGAUAUCCCUGGCCAUGAGAAAUUCACAGGCGCCAUGUGGCACUCGGCCAGAUGGAACCACGACUAUGAUCUGAAGAACAAGCGAGUGGCCGUGAUUGGGAACGGCUGCUCAGCCGCGCAGUUGGUGCCGUAUGUGGUCAAGGACGCAGCAUAUGUCUACCAGUUCCAACGAUCGCCUCAAUGGAUCAACGAGCGGCCCAACAAGGAGUUCUCGACGUUUCAAAAGCUGUGCUUCCAGUACGUACCUCUGUGGCAGCGGCUCUAUCGAUUCUAUCUUUGGAAAACAACUGAUGCACUGCACGAGCUCUACACUUCAGACACCAAACACGCUGUAGCGGCCCGUGAAGCUGCAACGCGCGAGACUAUCGAGUACAUGAAGAAGACGGCGCCGGCCAAAUACCACAAGAUCCUGAUUCCAGACUUCCCGCUGGGUUGUAAACGUCGCGUUUUCAAUCCCGGGUGGCUUGAGUGUCUGCACAGCCCCAAUCUUGAACUCACGACGGAGAGGAUCCUUGAGAUUACCGAGACGGGACUCCGGACGAGCGAGAGGACGAUUGACGUUGACGCCAUCAUCCUGUCGACGGGGUACAACAUGCAGGAAUUCCUUUCCCCGAUCAAGGUGACGGGACGCAACGGCAAGACCCUCUCGGAGCACUGGAAGGAAACCCGCGGCGCUCAGGCGUACAAGGGCACGUUUGUCAGUGGGUUCCCCAACUUUGGCAUCGUCUUCGGGCCCAAUGCCUUCCCUGCGCAUAACUCUGUCAUCUACACGGACGAGGUCCAGGUCGAAUUCAUCAUCAAGACGGUGAUCCGGCCGGUGCUCGCGGGCCACUUCAAGGUCAUCGACAUCAAAGACUCGGCCGAGAUGUUGGACGCCAACCACGUCCAGCGCAAGUUGCAGAGCAUGGUCUGGAGUGCCAACUGUGUGAACUGGAACCGCGACGAUCGCGGCAGAAACACGACAAACUACUUCGACACGACCUGGAUGUUCUGGUACCGGCUGUACUGGCCCGUCUGGAAGGACUAUACCAUCUCCGGCGGUAAAGGCACCCACCCCGUGCAUCCGCUGUGGAAGCUAGCCGCCAGCGUCCUGGGCGCUGGCUGUCUGGCCGAGGUGGCCUGGCACUUUUCUCCUACUCUGGUGCAGUCGUUCUCGACACUGCACAAGCUGGGUCUCUAG